Gymnogyps californianus (California condor) is the source of this 2396-nucleotide messenger RNA. It is a transcript of the gene ZFAND2B, whose product is annotated as zinc finger AN1-type containing 2B. Gene Ontology annotation, molecular function: zinc ion binding. Lineage: Eukaryota; Metazoa; Chordata; Aves; Accipitriformes; Cathartidae. The transcript is spliced from 8 exons. Gene Ontology annotation, cellular component: endoplasmic reticulum; cytoplasm. Gene Ontology annotation, biological process: proteasome-mediated ubiquitin-dependent protein catabolic process; protein targeting to ER. Bases 282 to 1139 code for a protein of 285 amino acids. The record is from RefSeq and is a predicted model, not a curated record.
AGGGGGCCUCUCCGGGGGCCCGUCCUUCCCCCGGGGCACACGGCAGCGGUUAUCCCGGGUGAGUGAACCCCGUGGUGGAUGCGGCAGCAUCGCUCGCCUCUGGCUUGAGGCCGGCAGCCCCCAGGGAGCUCGAUAUGAUUUCAGGGUGCUGCUCCUGAAGCCAGGGAGGGCAUGUUUUGAGGAGGAGCCCUAGGUAUUUCUGAAGGCGUAGCUAUGGACCUGCAGCCCUUUUGUUUCCGUGCUGGGAGCUGGGGGAAGAGAGGAGAGGCCCUGGCUUUGCCAUGGGUCAGGGCUGUGCCUUUGGGAAGUCAGGGAGGCCCCCGGGCCACAGGCGGGCAGCACUGACCUCAACGCUCUCUGCCCGUGGCAUCUGCCCGCUCCCAGACUUCCUUCCCCUGAAGUGCGACGCCUGCGAGCAGAUCUUCUGCACCGACCACAUUGCUUAUGCCCAGCACGACUGCACCUCUGCCUACAAGAAGGAUGUGCAGGUCCCCGUGUGUCCCCUCUGCAACACCCCGGUCCCCGUGAGGCGGGGGGAGAUGCCCGAUGUCGUGGUGGGUGAGCACAUUGACCGUGACUGCAAGUCUGACCCCGCACAGCGCAAGCGCAAGAUCUUCACCAACAAGUGUUUGAAGCCUGGCUGCAAGCAGAAGGAGAUGAUGAAGGUGAUCUGCGACCAGUGCCACAAGAAUUACUGCCUCAAGCACCGGCACCCCCUGGACCAUGACUGCAGCGGGGCAGGGCGUCCCCUCUCCAAAGCAGGGCAUGCUGCAGUUGCGAGAGCCCAGGCAUCCUCCUCCAAAACAGUCACUGCAUCGAGCAGUGGAGCUGCCCGGCCAGCAGACAGCCCCUCUUCUCCAGCCCCUGCCAGAGGAGGCAGAGCAGCUGCGUUGCAGACUCGCAGCACCUCCCCUCCAGCUGUCAUGCUGCAGAAUGGGCUGAGCGAGGAAGAGGCACUGCAGCGAGCUCUGGAGAUGUCCCUGGCAGAGUCAGCAUGCAGCUCAGCGCAGCCACCCAGCAGCACACAGGAGGAGGAGGAUCUGGCACUGGCCCAGGCGCUGUCAGCGAGCGAAGCUGAGUACCAGCAGUCGCAGCGGCAGGCACACGGUUCAAAGCCAUCAAACUGCAGCAUGUCAUAGGCAGGCGAGGCAGGGUGUGCCAGCAGACGUGGGAUCCAGCUUGUGACCUGAGGAGCAGCUCUGGCCUCCCACGUGGAUGCCAUGGGGUUCUGGCCUGGACACUGCUGACAAGAGCCCCUCACCAGGGACAGCUCAUCUCCCUGGGGGCUGUAAGCGAGCCACCAAACACACACUGACACCUCAGCCAUCGUACCUGUAUAAAAUCGGUGCAGCAAAUUGCUCAUGCUCCUGGAGAGGUGAAGAUGGUGUGGGACGAGGCUGAGUACACACUGACCAAAGCAAGCAGUAGCCCGUGGCGUGCACUUAGCCACAGCUGCUGCGGCCAUGUCCCAGCACUGCUGGGACUGUGGGGUGAGGGCAGAGCCGGCCUGGAGGGAAGUGCCGCAUGGGGACGUCUCUGCAUGCUCAGACGUACAGCUGGGAUGCGGCUGCCCGCUGCAGCAGCGGGGGGCUGGAUUUCAUGCUCUGGGGAGGGCUGUGCCAGCCCCUCAGCAAAGAACAACUGCGGCUGGGACAGUCUCUCGCACAGGCACGGCACGGCUGAAUGUGCGGCCUCCCAGCAGCAUGAAGGCAGCCCCUUUCCCAUUCCCCAUGCCCUCGGUGCCUCCCCUGCUGCUUGCAUGCACAAGAGCACGUUGGGCCUUACCUGACUUGGCUGGGGCCCAGGACCUCUCUGAGACUGAAUGGAGCUGCGUUCCCUUUCUGGUUUAAUUUAACAAGGACCAUUAACUAAAAAGUAACCUCAGUAGUGACUUGACUGUGCCAGCGUCACUUGCACGGGAGGACUGCAGCUGCCUUCCUGCUGCCGGUUGCUCUCGGCUGCCCUAAACUAUCCCAGGGCCCUGUUCUAAUGCUGCUGGGGCAGGAACGCCUCCUUCCUUCCAGCCAUGCUGUGGGGGAUCCCCUCCUGGGUAGCAGCAACACAAAAUCCCUUCUUGCAAACACAGCCCUGAGCCUGAAGCCGGCCCUUCCUUGCUGGUGUUUGGAGGCAGGAGCUGACCCCUGGGAGGGGGGGACCUGUCCGGCUGGCCUCUUGCAGGGGGUGCUGCUUUCCCACUCACUCUCGAGCUUCCCUGCUGGAACCGCUCCUGCCUGCGGGGCUGUGCCUGGUUCUGCACAGGCCUGGGCUGUCCCGUUCUGAGCAGUGUACAGCCGAGGUGGGGUUAUCUGCUGGCAGUGCCUCCCUGGGGCGGGAGGUGGGUUCAGGCUGGGCUGAGGGAAUGCUGAGGCUUGUUGAAGUGCUGCUUGGGAGCAAAU